GUCCUGCGUGAACGGCCGUCUCCACGUGUGUGAAUCAACAACGUGAUGUCUCGUCAGUAGAUCAAAGUUUAAAAACGCUUUCUAUUUUUAAAAAAAGGACACUUUUUAAGCGAUAAUUUGCAGCGGAUUACCUGUAAAAGGAGGACGACGAUGGCGACGGUCCGCAAGAAGGUGGACAACCGGAUCCGGGUCCAGAUCGAGAAUGGAGUGGCUCUGCAGCAUCGCAGCAUGUUUGUGGUGGUGGGAGAUCGCGGCAGAGAUCAGGUGGUGAUUCUGCACCACAUGCUGUCCAAAGCUGCUGUCAGAGCUCGACCCUCAGUUCUCUGGUGCUACAAGAAAGACCUGGGCUUCAGCAGCAAUCGGAAGAAGCGGAUGAGACAGCUGCAGAAGAAGAUCAAAACUGGCACGCUGAAUCUGAACCAGGAUGACCCCUUUGAGCUCUUCAUCGCUGCCACCAACAUCCGCUACUGUUACUACAACGAGACGCACAAGAUCCUUGGAAACACCUACGGCAUGUGUGUGUUGCAGGAUUUUGAGGCUCUCACUCCGAACCUCUUAGCCAGAACUAUCGAGACAGUGGAAGGAGGCGGUAUGGUGGUCAUUCUGCUCCGGACGGUGAACUCGCUCAAGCAGCUGUACACCAUGACCAUGGAUGUUCACGCCAGAUACAGGACUGAGGCUCACCAGGACGUGGUUGGCAGGUUCAAUGAGAGAUUCAUUCUCUCUCUUGCAUCCUGCAAAAACUGUGUUGUCAUUGACGACCAGCUCAACAUCCUGCCAAUAUCCAGCAACAUGGCCAACAUCAAGCCAGUCCCCCCAAAGACUCAGGAGGAGGGUUUGUCUCCCAGGGAGCAGGAGCUGAAGGAUCUGAAGGAAUCCCUUCAGGACACUCAGCCUGUUGGCGUGUUGGUGGAUUGCUGCAGGACCAUGGACCAGGCCAAGGCGGUGCUGAAAUUCAUCGAAGCCGUUUCAGAGAAGACCCUGAGGAGCACCGUCGCUCUGACCGCUGCCAGAGGUCGAGGAAAGUCUGCUGCCAUGGGGCUGGCUGUCGCAGGAGCUGUGGCUUUUGGCUACUCCAACAUCUUUGUGACCUCUCCGAGCCCAGACAACCUUCAAACCAUGUUUGAAUUCAUCUUCAAAGGCUUCGACGCUCUGCAGUACCAGGAGCAUCUCGACUAUGAAAUCAUCCAGUCUUUAAAUCCGGAGUUUAACAAGGCAGUGGUGAGGGUGAACAUCUUCAAAGAGCAUCGGCAGACGAUUCAGUACAUCCAUCCCGGGGAUGCGGUGAAGCUGGGCCAGGCCGAGCUGCUGCUCAUCGAUGAGGCGGCAGCCAUCCCUCUUCCUCUUGUGAAGAAGCUGCUGGGGCCGUACCUGGUCUUCAUGGCCUCCACCAUCAACGGGUAUGAAGGCACGGGACGCUCUCUCUCCCUCAAACUCCUGCAGCAGUUGCGGCAGCAGAGCGCGGACAGUCAGCAGAGCAUGUCGGCGGAGAACCGGAGCAGCAGCACGGCCAGGCUGGCGGCAGCUCGCACGCUCCACGAGGUCUCUCUGCACGAGUCCAUCAGGUACGCUCUGGGAGACGCCGCGGAGAAGUGGCUCAACGAGCUGCUGUGUCUGGACUGUCUCAACAUCCCCAGGCUCAUCUCCGGUUGCCCACUCCCUCAGACCUGCGACCUCUAUUACGUGAACAGAGACACGCUGUUCUGCUACCACAAAGCAUCGGAGGCGUUCCUGCAGAGGCUCAUGGCGCUCUACGUGGCAUCGCACUACAAGAACUCCCCCAACGACCUGCAGAUGCUGUCGGACGCGCCGGCCCACCACCUGUUCUGCCUCCUCCCGCCCGUCGCCCCCACACAGAACUCGCUGCCCGAGGUCCUGGCGGUGGUGCAGGUGUGUCUGGAGGGGGAAAUAUCCCGACAGUCGAUCCUCAACAGCCUGUCUCGGGGGAGGAAGGCCGCGGGGGACCUCAUCCCCUGGACCGUGUCAGAACAGUUUCAAGACCCAGAGUUCGGCAGUCUGUCAGGAGGGAGAGUCGUGCGAAUCGCUGUCAACCCAGACUACCAAGGGAUGGGCUACGGCUCCAGGGCUCUCCAGCUGCUGCAGAUGUACUACGAGGGCAAGUUUCCCACCAUGGAUGAGAACUCAGAGUCGACGCACACUGGAAUCACCUCCGUCAGCAGCGAGGCGGUCAGUCUGCUGGAGGAGGUGAUCGCUCCACGGAAGGAGCUGCCUCCUCUGCUGCUGAAGCUCAGCGAGCGGCGGGCAGAGAGACUCCACUACCUGGGGGUUUCCUACGGCCUCACCGUACAGCUGCUCAAGUUCUGGAAGAAAGCGGGUUACACUCCGGUCUACUUGAGGCAAACGCCUAACGACCUGACAGGAGAGCACUCCUGCGUGAUGCUGAAAGCCCUGAACACGGACGAGGCUCCGGAGCAGAGCCAGUGGCUCUCAGCCUUCUGGAAAGAUUUCCGGCGGCGCUUCCUGUCUCUGCUCUCCUACCAGUUCAGCAGCUUCAGUCCCAGCUUGGCUCUCAGCAUUUUGCAGAACAAGUGCAAAGAGGAUGCAACGACCCUCACCAGCUCCCAGCUGGCAGCUCACUUCACCCCGUACGACCUGAAGCGUCUGGAGCUGUACUCACGGAGCAUGGUGGACUACCACCUCAUCAUGGACCUCAUCCCCACGGUGGCCCGUGUCUUCUUCCUCAAGGAGCUGGGCGACACCUCCCUCUCCGCAGCACAAUGCGCGCUGAUUCUGGGAGUAGGACUGCAGCACAAGUCCGUGGAUCAGCUGGAAAAGGAAAUUGACCUUCCGAGCUCGCAGCUCAUGGGCCUCUUCAACCGCCUCAUCCGCAAAUUUGUGCAAGUUUUCACAAACAUCCAAGAAAAAGCAAUUGAAGCAGAGAUGGCGGAGACCAAAGACGUAACCAUGGAGCCGACUGUCAGAAGCCUGAAUGAAGAUCUGGACGAUGCUGCUAAAGAGUUUGAGGAGAGGCACAAGCAGGAUCUAGAGAAAGUAAAGGACAUGGACCUGGAAGAGUACAAGAUCCGUGGAGGCGAUGAUGAGUGGGACCAGGUUCUGAAGAAGGGGGGGACCACCGCUGUUGUCAGCAUCAAAAGUGAAAAGAAGAGGAAAUGGGAAGGAGCCAGCGCGAUCACAAGCAACGGAGCUCCUCAGGAGGGGAAACACAAAAAGAAGGAAAUGCAACAUGGACAAUUCAAGAAGAGCAAUAAGAAGCACGGAAAGCUAGGAAAGAAGUUCUGACGGUGACGAGGGCAGUAAAUACCGCUGCAGUGGCGGGACGCAUCAGACACAUCUUGGACUGCUUUGCAGAGGUGUAGCGACAAUGAUGGACAGUCUUCUUUUUUUAUUUUAAAUUUUCAUUGUUCUGCUCAAAAGACGGAGUCAGCUUGAUCAUUUCACAACACGUUUGUUGCUCUGAUGUCUGAAUGUAACUCCGGAAAUAGACAAGAACAAAAAAUCACAUUUUGGCUCAGUGUAUUCAAAAAGUUUUAUUUCUACAGUUCUUAAAACAUUUAAAACAAGAAGUAACAAUGGAGAGUUUUUUUUCCUCUUUUCAUCCUUCAAAAUUAAAAUGUGAGGUACACAAGUGUGUUUAGUUUC
This is a messenger RNA of Cololabis saira (Pacific saury), 3621 nucleotides long. It is a transcript of the gene nat10, whose product is annotated as N-acetyltransferase 10. Gene Ontology annotation, biological process: rRNA acetylation involved in maturation of SSU-rRNA. The record is from RefSeq and is a predicted model, not a curated record. Gene Ontology annotation, molecular function: tRNA binding; ATP binding; 18S rRNA cytidine N-acetyltransferase activity. The transcript is spliced from 29 exons. Bases 151 to 3261 code for a protein of 1036 amino acids. Gene Ontology annotation, cellular component: nucleolus; 90S preribosome. Lineage: Eukaryota; Metazoa; Chordata; Actinopteri; Beloniformes; Belonidae.